Messenger RNA from Schistosoma bovis, 3881 nucleotides. NCBI's taxonomy places the organism in Eukaryota, Metazoa, Platyhelminthes, Trematoda, Strigeidida, Schistosomatidae. The record is from the annotation of a GenBank genome assembly.
GAUUUAGUAGUAUUAGGAAUCAUUACAUAUGAGGUUGCUAACGUGAGUCUGUUUUUCUUAUUGCAGGGCAGCAAAUGUAAUGGAAGCCAUAUUUAAGCUGGCCCUGCAGAAUGAUAGAUAAUUCUAUUUUGUAAUAGAUUUUCUCUUUUUUCUACACGAUCCAAAUCUUUGAAUUUUCGAAAUAUAUGUUGUACUAGUACGUCGCGUUCUUACUACAGAGUCAUUUAACGAUUGGACUGUUGUGUUGUUGUUUCAGAUCGUUUCCGCUUCCAAGUAGACGCUAAUAAUACGCGCUGCAGUGAUGCAUAAUUUAGAUUUCGACUACGAAGAGCCGGUUGAAAAGCGUUUUGAAGACCUCUGUCAAGAUUUAUGUAUAGAUGGAUCUGUUAGAGAGGAAGCUUGGGAAAAGUACAAAGAUGUUUGGGCGAAUUAUUCGAUUGAUGGUGAUCAAAUCCAGUGGCUUGUUUGUUCUCUCUAUGAAUGUUGUCGCCGUUGUCUAUCAGACGGAAUUUCUGGACAUGUCGAUAACGCCUAUAUAUCUCUGUCACGAUUGUUAUCUGCAGCUAAAAUGAGUAUGGUUCAGUUUUUUCAUCGUAUUAGGAAAUGGGCUGACAUGACUGAUAUGCUGGAUGAUAUGAGAGAUCGCAUCGAGCUCAUUGAACGUCAGUUCUCCGUUUCAUCAGUGAUAUUUCGUAAUUUCGGUCGAUCGUUUGGGGUAUUAUUUUCUGACACAGAUUAUGAGACCAGUCAAAUGCGCCCAACGGGUUCUGACUUAUUCAGGUUUACAUGGCUGCUAUUCAUCAAGUCUCGAGCAAGUUUUCCAGCAGUUACCGAUGAUUUAGUCAAUUCCUAUCACUUACUAGCCUGCUGUUUGGACUGGACUCUUGGUGCAGUUAUGCUUUCCAGAAGACGAGAUUUGAUCAAUAUGGAGCAAAAUGGUUUGCCUAGGGAUUUUUUAACUUCAGUUGCUCAAAACAAAACUUGGUGUCCACCUCAUGAUGAGCCAACUUGUAUGCUACGUCCAAUAUGCGAAGAUAAUGAUGUUAAUUAUGUUGAGUGUAAAACUGUGAAAGAACACUUUUUUCGACCAUUUAUGCUAAGGUUGAUUGAAAAGGAUUUGAUCAAACUUCACCCUUCAGUUCUUGGGAGUUUAUUAGAGCAGGAAAAUUUCGAAAUAACAAUUCAGAAUUUGAACAAUAACUAUGAGGAAUACAUUAUCGGUACGGGGGACUUUGAUGAACGUAUUUAUCUGAGCCCGAAUGCAUCAGAAGAAAUUGGAUCAAUCGGGGAAAGUACUGUUCAGUCUGAUUUUCAUCUACCUGUCGGUCUGACACCAUCUGCGCGCCGAUAUAUGCUCGAAGUUAGUAACUCUGGUUUUGGAGGUUUCACUGAGACUACGCGGCGUGGUAAUGCGAAUGCUGGUGCUAUCAGUCGUCUUAAUGGGGGUGUCAAUUUUAGCAAUCCUGAAGCUCGAAGUCAAAAUCUCAAUCAAUUACAAAUUUUGUUAAAUGGUCGAAACAAUGAGCCAUGUGAAUCUUUAGUCCAUCUUAUCAAUGCACAUUGUUCUGUAUCACCACUCUCUACAAUUCGUGAAAGAUUAGAUAAUUUAGGUGAACAAUUUCAACGAGCUUAUGCUGGAUUAAAAUCAAUCAAUAGUAGUGGAGUAACAAUAACACCAACAGCGAAUAAUUUAGCAAUUUCAGCUGCACAACAACGACUACAAUUAUGUUAUCCAUUAUAUUACAUGGCUUUAGAAAAUAUUCUCUUAGAUGAAAUUCGUAGAAUCGAAAAGAAACUGGUUACUACUACUCCCACUCCACUCUCCAGUUCAAAUAAUUCAAAUAAAACACGCCGUACCCAUCCUGACCUUACCACAUUAUUAGCACAAGAUACAUUUCAUCGGGCUUUAUUCAUUUGUUGUAUGGAAAUAGUUAUGGUGAGUUGUGAUCCACCAAACCACCAUUUUCCAUGGAUAUUAGAAGCGUUAAGUCUUGAUUCAGUUCAAUUCUUUAAAGUCGUCGAAGUUUUAGUUCGUAACCUAGAUUUGCCGCGUGAAAUUGUUAAAUAUAUGAAUCAAGUUGUCGAAUAUAUUCUAGAUUCAUAUGCAUGGCGUACAAACUCUUCAAUAUGGUCGGUACUGAAAGCAACCGGACGAGCUCCAUCUAUUGAAGAAGUUAUACCUCCUGAAAAACUUGAUCAAGGUUCUAACGAUUGUUACACACGAAAUACCACUACCAUAUCUCCUGGCCGAAAAUUGUUAACUUCUAAUGUAAUAUCUACCAAAAAUAUAAAACUCUCACCAAAUUCUUAUGCUAAACAACCUCGUCUUACAGGUAGUAACAAUAGUAAUAAUAACAGUAAUAGUAUUACAUCUAAAGUAUCAGUUAGUCGACAACAAAACAUUGAAUUUUCAACAAAUCAACCUGGUAUCUAUCGGCUACUUUCAUCGGGGGUUGAAGAUGAAUCUGCUCAAGCAGCAGCUCAACUACUUGCAAGUGGAGCUACUGAUUCAGUUAAUAUAGAUUCUGGUCUUCUUGGAACAUCAGAUGAUGUUGGCAUCAAUCAGGAUAAUGUGAAUAUUGAUGUGAAACCGAUAACAGAGCAGUUAGUUGAUGAUUAUAUUGUUAACACCGCAGUUACUGUGACUAGUGCUACUACCACCGUUAAUAGUAGUAAUAAUAGUACUGUUGUUACAUCUCUAACGUCUGGUUCCGGCAAUACAAUUAAUUAUUUCCCUAUUCGACAUGAUUCAAUUGCCAUAUUUUUUCGACAAACAUAUCAAAUGGCCAGUUUACGUUUAAGAGAUUUAUGCGAACGUUUAAGUCUUACUCGUGAACUUAUGGCAAAAAUCUGGACAUGUAUAGAACAAGUAAUUGUGCAUGAAACUGAAUUGCUUAGAGAUCGCUGUAUAGACCAAGUUAUAAUGUGUUGCAUUUAUGGUAUAUGCAAACUUGUUCUCUAUCGUCCGCUUACAUUUGUUGAUAUAGUUCAGGUGUAUAGAAUGCAACCUCAAUCUUAUCGAGAUAUAUAUCGUCGUGUACUCAUCAACAGAGUUUCUUAUGGUCGUGGCAAUACUGAAGAACGCGGUGAUUUGUCUCGAUUUUACAAUGUUAUAUUUUUACCACAAAUGAAAGACUUCAUUAAAAAGGCAGCAUCUGUACGUUCUACAUAUAAUGAAACAGAUCCUAAUUGUCGAACAGGACAUCAUUCAUUAGGCUCUGAUUCAUUAUCAACCGAUGAUAACACUGUAUUGAAUCAAUGGACGCUUCAUCCAUCAUUAUCCCCAAUGCCAAUUCUCGUAAACAAUUUAGCUUCAAAUUCUGCCGCGGCUCUCAAUUUAGGUCUUGAUCCAACAACUACAUCGGGAGAUAUAAUACAAGCUAGACGUUUAGCCAGUAAUCGUAAUAUAUUCAUCAGUCCAGUUAAACAACAAGUAAACCUAUCUCCCAAAAAAGUCAUUUUUACAGUCGGCCGAAGUACUGGUAAAGAUUUGCAAGAUGUUAAUCUAAUGAUAAGCUCUGCUGAACGUCGUGCAUCAAUGGCCAAUUUAACAAUGGGCUUAAAACGUCCAGCAGGUGGUGGCAGUACAACGACUACAUAUGUUGCUAAUUCAUCUCCAUUCACAGUCACUUCUGGAACAAGUUCAUCACGUACAGUUACAUUAGUUGGACCAAGUGGAUUCACUACAAAACGAAUAGAUUUUGAUAUGUGAACAUUAACUCAAUCGACAUUGUAUUAUUAUUAUUACUGCUAUUUUAUUAUACCUGCAUUUUUUCUUUGAAAAAAAACAACAAAAGAAUUGAACAUUCACUAAUUCAUUGUUUUUUUAAUUAUCUUUGUGUUAUUAUCUGUGAAUAAACAAUAUCUAUAUAAAUUAUACC